AGCAACAGGAAUGGGCAUGUCCACUUCAUUGUACCCUUGAUGUUUUAUAGGUGAUGCUGCUGUUGGACAGGGAGUGAUGCGGUACUUUCUGACAACAAUAAUAUCCAAACUCCAGUUUGGAUUCAGAAUGAAUCUUGGAGGAGUGGGCCAAACUCUGCUAUUUGAAGGUGAGCCUGACCAUCUCGUUCCAGCUGCAUCAGAGGUGCUUAUUGAGAGCAACCUCUUCCGGGUUGCAGGAAGGAUGAUAGCCCACUCCUUUUUGCAUGAUGGCCCCCAUGUCACCGGAUUAAGUCCUGCUGUUAUUCAUGUACUGUUCAAUGGGGACCCUGAAAUGGCAACAAUUGUUGUCGAGGACUGUCCUGAUCUGCACAUCAGGAGUAUUAUAACAAUGCUUGAACUUGAAGAACUUACUCAGGAACAGAAGGACACAGUGUCAGAUCUUUCCCUGUCUUGGGAUCUCCCAGCAGUCACUAAAACGAAUCAGAGGUGGCUACAUAACAAACUUCUAGUACACGCGGUCAUCGGGAGGACCAUGCGCCAAAUUAAACAGUUGAGAAAGGGAUUGAAAGAUGUGAUGCUAUGGCCCCUGCUGACAUCAAGGCCAGAUGUUGUCCCACUUCUUUUUCUGAAAAUGGCAGGAAUGCAGUUUGUACCCCAGAUGUUCCUAGACAAAAUCACAUGGCCUGUGGAGGACAGUGAUGAUGAAGAACUUGACAUUGAGUGCAAGUGCCGCAUCACUGGUUUUCUACGGAUGUUCAUUGAAACAGCUUCAUCAGAUACUCUGGCUCAGUUGCUGAAGUUCUGGGUCGGCUGGGAAAUGCUCCCUCCAGAACUCAAAGUGGAGUUUUCCGGGGGAACCUUCCCAUCAUCCUCCACAUGCUUUGAAACACUGAAGCUGCCAGCUCAUUACAACACCUACAAAGACUUUGAGGAAGCACUUGUUGCUGCCAUAGACAGUGCACACACUGGAUUUGCUCUUGUUUAAGUAUUUUCAGGCAAUGAUGUUGCUGUGCUUUUAUUCAGUAGAAAAAGGUCAAUUUGAGUGAAGUGAGUUCAGUGUUUUUCUAACAUUUCAAAUACAGUGCAGUAUUUUCUUUCCCUGAAAAUGACACUGCUUUGUUGUUGCUCUUCUGUCAACUGUUUGAUACUUCAGUGUGCAUCACCUUGCUGUCCUUGCCUGUUGUCAUUGGCUACAUGAGGUUGUUGAAAUAUCUCUUGAUGCUAGAAAAAUUGGUUUUAUUUGCAUUAAAACAGCAUAUUAUUAUUUCAGAUUUUUAUUGACAAAUCAAGUUAACUAAUUCAUGAGUGACAUUUGCACAAUAAAUAAAAUAAAAGGCCUGCUUAA
Messenger RNA from Labrus bergylta (ballan wrasse), 1345 nucleotides. The record is from RefSeq and is a predicted model, not a curated record. Lineage: Eukaryota; Metazoa; Chordata; Actinopteri; Labriformes; Labridae.